Messenger RNA from Vanessa tameamea, 1659 nucleotides. It is a transcript of the gene Loxl2, whose product is annotated as lysyl oxidase homolog 2. Gene Ontology annotation, biological process: peptidyl-lysine oxidation. Gene Ontology annotation, cellular component: membrane. The record is from RefSeq and is a predicted model, not a curated record. The transcript has 9 exons. NCBI's taxonomy places the organism in Eukaryota, Metazoa, Arthropoda, Insecta, Lepidoptera, Nymphalidae. The coding region runs from base 80 to 1555 and encodes 491 amino acids. Gene Ontology annotation, molecular function: protein-lysine 6-oxidase activity; copper ion binding.
AUCUCCAAGCCAGUGGAACAGACUUUUUACUCACUAUAGAUUUUACUUUACACAGGUUUUUUAUCUUCAAAUACUGAAAAUGGUGAAAGAUAGCAUGUAUGGAAGAGUCAUUAUUAUGUUUAUACAGUUCGUGGUAAUAUUGUCAAGGGAUGUAAGCGAGAGCGAGCGGGGUACCCGAGCGGCGUUUAUACAGAGACUCUUGAAUAAACAGAAAAUUUUAGAAGGUAGAUUUAAGCUCCUUGGAGGUUCGAAUAUAUUCGAAGGUAAUGUUUACAUUUAUCAUGCUGGCCGAUGGGGGGCAGUCUGUGACGACUCUUGGGAUGAUGCAGCUGCUCACGUGGUAUGUAGAGCCUUUAACAAAACUGGUGUCGCUACACAUGGAAGUCAAUUUGGAGAAGCUAAUGAAAAAUAUUGGAUGGACGAUGUUGUAUGCGAAGGAAAUGAAAAAUCUUUAUCACAGUGCAUAUUUUCUGGAUGGGGAACAUCAGACUGUGAACCGAGUGAAGCGGCUGGUGUCGUUUGCAAAGACAAUCUUGAAAAUAGCAUCCCAAGUAAUAUUAAGAGAAAACCGAAUAAACUCAUACAUGAAGCUGUUAAUGUUAGAAGUUUCAGCUUAAGGCUCGUUGGAGGUCGAAGCCCAAACGAAGGUAGAAUUGAGAUCUAUCAUAAUGGAAUAUGGGGUAGCAUUUGUCCAGAUGGCUGGACUCUCUAUGAGGCAUCUGCAAUCUGCCACCAUUUGGCUCUUGGUUUCGCUGAACAGGCAUUGCAAACAAAUUACUUCGGCAGCUCUAAGAUUAUCUUAAGCGGUGUCCAAUGUGAAGGAAAUGAAACGAACCUCUUCAUGUGCAAACAUAAAGAUUUCGGCGAUGUCGUUUGUCCUGGUGAAUCAGGUCACGUAGCAGCUGUAGUUUGUACUCGUUAUUUAGCUGAUCUAUAUCUGGAUGCGUCAACUAUAGAACGAACAUCCCACCUUCAAGAUGUACCGAUGUUUCAACUCCAGUGCGCGAUGGAAGAGAACUGCCUAAGCAAAUCCGCAUACGAGAUUCAGAAAACAAAUCCCAACUGGCAGUUUGAAACGCGACGACUGCUUCGCUUUACAGCCUCCUCUCUGAACAUUGGCAAUGCGGAAUUCAGGCCGUAUUUACCUAAACACCUUUGGCAAUGGCACCUUUGUCACAUGCACUAUCACAGCAUGGAAGUUUUUGCAACAUUCGAUAUUCUAGAUGUAAAUGGAAAACGAGUUGCUGAGGGCCACAAAGCAUCAUUUUGCUUAGAAGACAACACUUGUCUCCCUGGUGUCGAGCGUAAAUACUCGUGCAAAAAUUAUGGCGAUCAAGGGGUCUCCGUAAACUGUUCGGAUGUGUAUCAAUACAACAUUGACUGCCAGUGGGUGGAUGUAACUGACGUGGAGCCUGGAGAUUAUACUUUCAAAGUAGCGAUUAAUCCUCACGCACGAGUUGCAGAACAGAGUUUUCACAACAACGCAGCUCUGUGUGUACUACGCCUAACAAAUUCUUACGCUUACGUGCACGGAUGUACAAUGCAGCGGCCUUAGUUAAAAUUAUUUAAUAUAAGUAGUUAUAUAUACUACUAGUGUCUUCACAUAAGAGGGGUGGACAUUGGCGAAGUAUCUAUGCGUUUUUCCAUAAUAUAAUCUAC